Molecule: messenger RNA, 923 nt
Organism: Hermetia illucens (black soldier fly)
Lineage: Eukaryota; Metazoa; Arthropoda; Insecta; Diptera; Stratiomyidae
Product: pupal cuticle protein Edg-78E-like
Exons: 2
Coding region: 150-539 (129 amino acids)
Cellular component (GO): chitin-based extracellular matrix
Molecular function (GO): structural constituent of chitin-based larval cuticle
Source: RefSeq, a predicted model, not a curated record
UGGCCUUUAGUUCUGAAUUUUAUGUUUUGCUCGUUGUACGCGUGUCUGGUCAAUCUUCAUAUAAAAACGGAGGACUACAGAUAUCCAAACAUUAGUAGGUUACAAGCUUAUCACUGCAAAGCAGAGAUUAUACAAGAUAUCCAGUCAUCAUGUUCAAAUUCAUUGUCCUUACAGCCGUUUUGGCGCUGGUAGCAGCCGACAAUAUCGACAAGGAUGCCCAAAUCCGUAGCCAAGCCAGCGACAUUAGCCCAGAUGGUUCAUAUUCUUGGGCCUUUGAGACUUCAAACGGAAUUGCCGCUCAAGAACAAGGCGUAGGUGGAGUGCGAGCUGCCGGCGCGUCUUCUUAUGUUUCUCCCGAUGGAACCCAAAUCCAACUCACCUACACUGCUGACGAAAACGGAUUCCACCCAGAAGGCUCCCACUUGCCACAGCCCCCACCAAUCCCAGAAUACAUCCUCAGAUCCCUGGAAUGGAAUGCUGCUCACCCAGAUCAUGAAAUUCCCGAGGAUCAACUCCGUCCCACUCUUAAACAUUUCUAAAUCAACUGUGCCAUUAGAAGAUACAAUUUAGUGUAGUAAAAGUCCAGAGUUGAAUGACGGAUAUAGUGCGGAAGUGAAGAAAUGCAUUCCGGAAAUCAAGUCGUUAUGCAGAUUUUUUUAUAAAUAUGCAGUAGUAAGCACGAAACACGUGCAGAAUUAGAAAAACAUGAAUUCAUCAUAACAUGUUGGGUAAAUGCCAAGUUCUUCCAGAUUUCAACUUAAGAUGCAUGCAAUUAGCAUACGAUUACUGCCUAAAUAUUCAUUGAGUGAAAUUAGUUGUCUAGUAUUAUAUUUAAAUUGUUCAUUUAUGUAAAUGCUGCCAAAUAUUGUUGUGUGAAAAAAUGCACCUUUUCAAUUCAAAUUUAAUAAAAAUUUUCGGAUUAA